Molecule: messenger RNA, 703 nt
Organism: Bombus terrestris (buff-tailed bumblebee)
Lineage: Eukaryota; Metazoa; Arthropoda; Insecta; Hymenoptera; Apidae
Gene: mago
Product: protein mago nashi homolog
Exons: 2
Coding region: 174-614 (146 amino acids)
Biological process (GO): RNA splicing
Cellular component (GO): catalytic step 2 spliceosome; exon-exon junction complex; nucleus
Source: RefSeq, a predicted model, not a curated record
CAACAUUGUCUAAGUAAUUCCUUUAAUGUUUAAUAUAUUCAGUAAUAAUAGCUUUUAUUGCUGAAAUCGUUACAGAACUGUGCAUAUAUUUUCACGAUAAAAAUAAGUAAUAUCAAUUAACUAUAAAAAGAAAAAGAUCUUAAGGUUACAUUUCAACAAAUCAUCAUAAUAGGAUGUCGACGGAUUUUUAUAUACGAUAUUAUGUAGGUCAUAAAGGAAAAUUCGGUCAUGAAUUUCUCGAGUUUGAAUUUAGACCUGAUGGUAAACUACGAUAUGCGAAUAAUUCAAAUUACAAGAAUGAUACAAUGAUUCGAAAAGAAGCGUAUGUACAUCAGUGCGUGAUGGAAGAACUAAAGAGGAUUAUUCAAGACUCUGAAAUUAUGCAGGAAGACGAUUCUUUGUGGCCACAACCAGAUCGCGUUGGACGGCAAGAAUUAGAGAUUGUAAUUGGCGAUGAACAUAUUUCGUUUACGACUUCAAAAACUGGUUCUUUAUUAGACGUAAAUCAAUCACGGGAUCCAGAAGGACUAAGAUGCUUCUAUUAUCUUGUACAAGAUUUGAAAUGCUUAGUGUUUUCUCUCAUUGGACUACAUUUUAAAAUAAAACCUAUAUAAAUAUAUAUAAUUAUUAUACGAUGUAUUACAAGUUUAAGGAACUUUAAUAACUUCAUUGUGUAAAGAAAUAUAUGAUAAUUUUUAAUUAA